This is a messenger RNA of Dracunculus medinensis (Guinea worm), 561 nucleotides long. Lineage: Eukaryota; Metazoa; Nematoda; Chromadorea; Rhabditida; Dracunculidae. The record is from the annotation of a GenBank genome assembly.
AUGGCUCCUCCUAAGCUCUGUGAUAUAUCCGAAAUUCGACCUUAUUUGUUUCUUAGUGGAUUUGGUUGCGUUACCGAAAAAAAAUUAUCGGAACGUGGAAUAAAUUUCGUCAUUAAUGCGACCAAUAUUCCAAGAAUACGGCAAAUAGAAAAUGUUGAAUAUCUUGAUAUUCCUGUGGAUGAUAACGCUAUAGCGAAUAUUUCCAGUUAUUUUGAGCAAUCAACCGAAUUCAUCAAAAAUGCAAAACAGAAGGGUGGUAAAACUCUUGUUUAUUGCGCUGCUGGCGUAAGUAGAUCAGCAACAAUAUGUAUUAUCUAUUUGGUAAUGGAUGAAGGAUUAACGCUUCGAGAAGCGUACCAUGACGUUGUUCAACGACGACCAUUCAUCUCACCGAAUAUUGGAUUUUGGCGACAGAUGAUUGAAUUUGAAGAAAAGCUAAGGGGAAAAAGUAGUGUAAAUUUAUUACGUGGAAUGAGGAGACCUGUUCCCGAUGUUUAUUUGGUUAAACCCGCACCUAACGAGGAAUUGAAGGACUCUUUUUCGAUUGGUUUUUCAACUUAA